UAAUGCAAUACAAUAGACCGGUCAACCAUCAACGCAACGCAGGCAGGCUCGUCUCCCCUGUAUUGUUUCUUCAUUUCCCAGCUUAAAGGAACAACUCUCACAGCAUUGCACCCUAUUUCUUUCCCAUCCCCUGCAUUAUUCUUCUAAUUGCAAUUAAAAAACUUUGUGCGCAAUGGAUAAUGGAAUGGAUAAUGGAGGAGGAGCAGCUAAAGUGUCCUCUGAACAAACACAAGCCGCUUCUUAUACAUACUGGGUGAGGGAUGCCACACCCGACGCGGCGCCGCUCCCUGUACCCAAAAAGCUUACCCAAAAUGAUAUUCUAUCUCAAAAAUCAGAGCCCGCAACUCUCGGCUCUGUUUGGAACCGGGCAGGAACCUGGGAGGAGAAAAGCCUUAACAAGUGGGCAAGUGAAAGAAUAAAGGAGUUGCUUAUAACAGUGGGCACCCUUGAGUUCUCUGGAGGCAAGGCAGAAAUAAAAGAAGUGUCAAACUGUGUAGGCGAUGCAUUCUUGGUGACUGUUCGAAACAAGAAACGUGUUGGCUACAAUUAUGAGGUGACACUGAAAGUCAAAGGAGAGUGGAUUAUUCGGGAGGAGAAAAAGGUGGUGAAGGGCUGUAUAGAGAUCCCUGAGUUCUCAUUUGGUGAGCUGGCCGAUUUGCAGAUGCAAAUAAAGCUUAGUGAAGAAAAAGAUCUUUUGCAGCAAGAUAAGUUGCAGAUCUGCCAGGAUUUGAAGCAGUUUUUGCUGCCUGUUCGUGAAAAGUUGCUUCAGUUUGAGCAGGAACUCAAAGAUAGGUAGGUGGGAGGUGGCAAUGGGGUUAAAUUAUAUGGAAACACUGGUUUUGAUCAAAACUGGGUAAACUGUAACUGUAUUUUAUGAGUUAAUUCUAGCAAGUUUUCAUCCAAUUCUUGUAAGGGAACAUGAGAUAAUCAAGUGACUAUUUUCAUGUAAUCCUUGAAAUUUACUCCCACUGACGAGGAAUUGAUAGAAUUUAAUAUCAAGUUUGCUUUGCUUGUUUCUUACA
Molecule: messenger RNA, 1022 nt
Organism: Mangifera indica (mango)
Lineage: Eukaryota; Viridiplantae; Streptophyta; Magnoliopsida; Sapindales; Anacardiaceae
Exons: 6
Coding region: 173-796 (207 amino acids)
Biological process (GO): protein folding; positive regulation of ATP-dependent activity
Cellular component (GO): cytosol
Molecular function (GO): protein-folding chaperone binding; ATPase activator activity
Source: RefSeq, a predicted model, not a curated record